Lineus longissimus is the source of this 582-nucleotide messenger RNA. RefSeq names its product DNA ligase 1-like. NCBI's taxonomy places the organism in Eukaryota, Metazoa, Nemertea, Pilidiophora, Heteronemertea, Lineidae. The record is from RefSeq and is a predicted model, not a curated record. Bases 1 to 582 code for a protein of 193 amino acids. The transcript has 3 exons.
AUGGUGGCAAGGCAGCCGUCAUCGAAGGCCGCCUGGGACGCAUUACACAAAAAUGUGAACACCGCUUUACAACAGCAGAAGGCGAACCAUUAUGUAACCCUCCGAGCAUGCAAAGACAGAGUCCGAACGUUACAAGAGGCACACAGAAAAAAUGAAAUGAAUUCACUGAGGGCAUCUGGAACGAAUGAAGAGUAUGACGAGCGCAGUCAGUUGCUCACAGAGUUGUUGGAGCAAACUGAGGAAGAAAAGAGAUCCAAAAAGGAGGUACUAGAUAAGACUGUCGAUAUAAAAGAGAGCCAGGGUAAAGACAUUCGCAAGGCCGCUAUGGAAACACUUAUUCCAGCGAAGAGGAAGAACGACGAUGAUGAUGAUGAACAGCAAGAUGAAGAUGACGCUAUCAACCCACCACCAGUUAAAAAACGGCGUGCCGAUACAUCCGCAGAUUACGUGAAGUAUCUGAGAGAUAAAUUGGAAUUAGACAAAGAAAGAUUUGAUAUAGAACAUAGGGAAAGGGAGGCAAUGCUUGAGAAAGAUAAAAAAAUGUUUGACAUGAUGAUGGGUUUGUUGCCAAAGAAACUCUAA